Messenger RNA from Triticum aestivum (bread wheat), 1744 nucleotides. RefSeq lists its product as uncharacterized. The record is from RefSeq and is a predicted model, not a curated record. The coding region runs from base 129 to 1445 and encodes 438 amino acids. Lineage: Eukaryota; Viridiplantae; Streptophyta; Magnoliopsida; Poales; Poaceae. The transcript is spliced from 2 exons.
AGUAAUAACAUCGCGAUCCCCCUUUCCCUCGAGAAAAAACAACGCGAUCCCCUUUGCUCGUCUUCCUCUCCGCCACGGGCAGGCAGCACUGAAACCCUAACCCCGCUAAAGAAAAUCCUUCUCCAGCCAUGGCCGCCGCCCUUCCCGACUGGAUGAUGCUCGAGCGAUUCGUGUUCUGCAGGGAGUCCUUGCUGGACAGCGAGGCCGCGCCCUUCAUCAAGGCCGACGGCACCAGCUCCCACGGCGGCAGCUUCUCCGUGGCCUUCCUCGUCCUCCAGCCCCCGGGCAUCUCACGCCUUUACCUGCAGUGGCCCGGCGGCCCAAAGGGCGGCUCUCAGUGCGUUCUCGUAGCGGCACACCGCAAUCUUGUCCUGUUCAGGCUCACCCCAGAUCCUGUAAUCACCCGCAAGGCCCCCUUCGUGGAUUACCGGCAAGACCACUUCAUCUGCGGAGCCCAAUUCUCGCCGUCUCAGCGGUCGCUGCUGCUCCGAAAGAUCCCCAAGUGUGACCAACCUGCGCUGGUGGACUGGAGGGAUGGGGAGAAGGUAACCAUGCCCCGCUCGUUUGAUCUUAACCCCGUUAGCAUCUUGUGCCGAGGAGAUGAAGAAUUUGCCUUGGCGCAGUUGAACCUCCGUAGAUCCAACGAUGAGUGGGGCAAAAUUGAGGCUGAGCUGUGUGUCCUCCGCUCCAAAGUAAGCAAUCGUCUUCACGAGUGGAAGAGUGAGAAGUGGCUGCCAAUCCAGUACGAGGGACAUGAAAGAUCUGAUUUGGACAGUUGGAGAACGGACAGAGUAGUUCCAUUCAACAAGUUUUUGUGUUGGGUUAAUUACGGCGGGGGAGGCAUCUUAUUCUGUGAGGUGUUCAAACAAAAGCCAAACAUUUUUUACCUCCGACUACCUAUAAUUGCGCCUCGUUUACAUCAAUGUUCAUUGAGGUUCCAGGAGGCGAGCCGCGCUGUCGGUGUAACCAAAGGCAGCAUGGGUUGUGAUGAGCUGAGGUUUGUUGAUGUAGUCUGUAAGGAUGGUAACAUUAUUGAUCCACUAGGCUAUGGUGACAAUGAGGGUUUCACGAUCACCUACUACGCUUUGAGGAUAACACAGAGUGGUGGCAUGGAGUGGGAUAUGCUUUUCUUCAUCAGAUGCUAUGAAUUGUGGAGUAUCAACCCUCAACUCCCGCAUGAACUUCUGAAGCAUCCUGUUGUAAGUAUGGAGGACCCAAAUGUGGUAUAUUUUCUGAUGUCGGAGCGUCUGGAACAUGUUGACAAGGUUUCCGUAGUUACUCUUGAUAUGUGUACCAAAAAGCUGCUUUCAAUUCAUCCAUAUAUUAAUGGAAAGGAAGACCUCUUGGGCAAAGACGCUGACAUGGUUCGGCGAAACGCCACUUUUCUCCAAACCUUUCUUCCCUCAGAACUUCCUAAGUUCUUAAAAUCCCACCAGCUCAAGUGAACGUGUGAAGAAGAUGAAAUCAGGCGACCAAGUCCUCCAUACUAAGACUAAGGACUCAAGCAAACCAGUUAUGUGAUGUAGGAACUUAUUACUAGUAGUUUGAUCAUUGUCCGUAAUGGACUUGUAAUGGCCUGCGAUUAUGACCUCUAGUGUAUUUUGGGUACUGAUUUGUAGCAGUUGCCAAGACUUUUAUGGGCACACGAUUCUGUGGCAUCUCGACACUCCUGAGGCCUAAUAUUGAUAUGUAAGAUUUCAGUACUGUUGUACUACUAUCUAUUUAUGAUCCGAUGCUUCCUUAA